Messenger RNA from Acyrthosiphon pisum (pea aphid), 846 nucleotides. Its product is annotated as class A basic helix-loop-helix protein 15. Gene Ontology annotation, biological process: positive regulation of transcription by RNA polymerase II; sensory organ development; axon development. Gene Ontology annotation, cellular component: nucleus. Gene Ontology annotation, molecular function: DNA-binding transcription factor activity, RNA polymerase II-specific; protein dimerization activity; E-box binding. The coding region runs from base 41 to 715 and encodes 224 amino acids. Lineage: Eukaryota; Metazoa; Arthropoda; Insecta; Hemiptera; Aphididae. The record is from RefSeq and is a predicted model, not a curated record. The transcript has 4 exons.
AUUUCCUAUAUACCUACAAUGUUUCAGAUAUUCAAUUUCUAUGCCGGCCACGAGUGAUCUCCAAUCAGAAGAAGAAAUGUUAGACGGACUUCAACUUCGUGGACGAUCUUUCGACGUUUCUACUGAUCACUCAAGAUCACCUAGCACAGACGAUGGUUCGUUUUACCAUCCAGACAACAAUAAUGUGUCCGAAGACGAUGACGAAAAUAUUAAAAGCGAUUCGGAGAGUUCAGACGAGAAAUCACGAAGGCCUGUGGCGGGCAAGCGAAAACGACGGGCGAGCAUAGACGAGGAUGACGGCGACGAACCGAUUGCGACGAAAACGAGAAAAUGUCGCAGGAGCAUCCGGCAAAGGCAAUCGGUGGAGGUGUUGACGGCCAAAGACCGAAACUUACGAAGGUUGGAGAGCAACGAACGCGAACGAUUACGCAUGCACUCAUUGAACGAUGCAUUCGAGAAAUUGCGCGAAGUGGUGCCUCACGUAAAAAUGGGACGUAAACUAUCAAAGUUGGAAACAUUGACAUUGGCAAAAAACUACAUAAUGGCAUUGACUAACGUCAUAUGUGAAAUGAGAGGCGAGCAAAAACCAUUUACUUUUGACGAUCCCGAUCAAGCCGAAAACGACUAUGCAUCGAGCAACGAUGGUGGAUUCGAAUCGGGUAAUAGUACAAAAACUCCCACAAAUUUGGAACAAGAGUUACUAUCAUCGGACUAGUAAAACCGUACGCCGAAAAUCACAUUUCCUACAUUAUAGUAUAUAUAAACCAACCCUGUUGUUUAGUGUAAAAACAAUUUUUUUUACCUAAUAUAGGUAUUAACGAUGAGAUUUAUUUUUGUCUUGAUAUU